UAGAAAAGAAAAAUCAGCUAAGGCCUUUUGACCUGGUUGACAAUAUAGGAGCUUCUGAUUUUAACUCCUUCAGCCUGAUUCCUCUAAAAAUGAAAUACACAAGUUGUGCCUUAGUUCUGCUGCUCUGCAUCGUUUUGGAUUCUUCAAGCUGUUAUGACCAAGACAUAAUUUUUAGAGAAAUAGACAGCCUAAAGGACUAUUUUAAUGCAAGCGGUUCAUAUGUAGCAGAUAAAAAGCCUCUUUUCAAAGAUAUUUGGAAGAACUGGAAAGAGGAGAGUGAUAAGAAAGUAAUUCUGAGCCAAAUUAUCUCCUUCUACUUCAAAAUCUUUGACAACUUAAAGGACAACCAGAUCAUCCAAAAAAGCAUGGACACCAUUAAGGAAGAAUUAUUCAUUAGGUUCUUCAACAGCAGCACCAACAAACUGAAUGACUUCAAAAACGUGAUUCAACUUCCGGUAAAUGAUGUGCAGAUCCAACGCAAAGCGAUGUCUGAACUCACCAGACUGAUGACUGAUCUGUUACCAAGAUCUACCCAAAGGAAGCGAAAAAGAAGUCGGUGUUGUUUUGGGCUUACAAGCCGUACAAAUAAGGGUCAUCCCGCCAGCAGCUUUUGAAAAAUUUAAGUCUAAAUCUAUUUAUUAAUAUUUAAAAUUAUUUAUAUGGAAAACAUAUUUGUAGUUUCGUUAACUACAGAAGUAUUUAUAAUUGCAACUAUUAUGUAAUGAAAAUGCAUAUCUAUUAUUAUAUGUAUUAUUUAUAGUUCCUGUACCCUGUAAUGAUUUCAUUUGAUGCUUUAUCCUCUUUGACUAAUUAGCCAAGAUAAUGAGGCUUUGUCUUAAGGGCCAAUAAACAGCUGACCUAAGCCA
Molecule: messenger RNA, 866 nt
Organism: Dipodomys ordii (Ord's kangaroo rat)
Lineage: Eukaryota; Metazoa; Chordata; Mammalia; Rodentia; Heteromyidae
Gene: Ifng
Product: interferon, gamma
Exons: 4
Coding region: 90-614 (174 amino acids)
Biological process (GO): immune response
Cellular component (GO): extracellular region
Molecular function (GO): type II interferon receptor binding
Source: RefSeq, a predicted model, not a curated record